GGACGAACGCGGACGCAUUCAAAAUGGUAUUGGAAUACUUUGAUUGGUUGGAUUAUCUGGUAUUCGGACUAAUGCUUCUCCUGUCCGCUCUUAUCGGAGUUUAUUUUGCAUUCUUUGCUGCGAAGAAACAGAACACUACAUCAGAGUACCUAAUGGGCGGAAAAACGAUGGGAAUUUUUCCCAUAUCAAUGUCCUUGAUUUCCAGCUAUAUAUCUGGAAUUUCACUUCUGGGUCUGCCAGCUGAGAUGUAUACUUACGGAACUCAACUCUGGACCAUAGUGCUAUCAGAGUGGAUCGUAUCAGUUACUAUAUCUAUAGUCUACCUCCCUGUGUUCUACAAUCUGCAAAUUACAUCCUCUUAUGAGUAUUUACGCUUACGUUUCAAUCAACACGUUCGUUUACUUGGAUCUAUAAUAUUUAUCAUCAAAAUGUUAUUGUAUAUACCGAUAGUGAUAUAUGUGCCUGCUUUAGCAUUAAGUCAAGUGACUGGAACAAAUCUUCACAUGAUAACACCCAUCGUUAGCAUCGUUUGCAUCUUCUACACGACUGUGGGUGGUUUAAAAGCAGUUGUUUGGACCGAUGCUUUGCAAACUAUUUUCAUGUACUUCGGUGUUGUUUUUGUACUAAUUUAUGGAACUUGUCGACUCGGUGGCGUUCGUGAAGUUAUACGAAUCAACCAAGAAGGAGACCGACUUGACUUCUUUAACAUGGAUAUGGAUCCAACAAUACGUCAUACAUUUUGGUCAACUGUCUUUGGGAACUACUUUAGUUGGCUGGCUUCGUGUUCAGUCAACCAAGCUAUGAUACAGCGUUGCCUUGCCCUCUCGUCACUUAGAAAAGCGAGAAUAACCAUCUUCAUAAUGGCUGCGGGUAUAUUCGUCAUCGUAUCGCUCUGCUGUUACACUGGUCUUGUAAUCUACGCUACAUUCGCAAACUGCGAUCCUCUUAGCAUCGGAGCUAUAAAGAAAAGUGACCAGCUCCUGCCGUACUUCGUGAUGACAAUAACUGGUUCCAUUCCUGCUUUGCCUGGAAUUUUCAUGAGUGGAGUCUUUAGUGCUGCUUUGAGUUCAAUGUCAACGGGUUUGAAUUCAAUGUGUGGUGUAAUAUUUGAAGAUUUGAUCAGGCCAGCAUAUAACAAGCCCAUAUCGGAGAGGACCGCCAGCUUCAUCAUGAAAGUUAUUGUGGUGAUUAUAGGUGGUAUCUGCGUCGCCCUCGUGUUCCUGGUCGAACAUAUGGGAGCCCUCAUCCAGGCUGGUAAAAGCCUAGCUGGAAUAACGGCUGGUAGCCUGCUGGGAUUGUUCACAAUGGGACUAUUUUUACCAUGGAUCAAUGCUACCGGCGCAUUAGUUGGUGGCAUAACGUCAACAAUUCUGGUGGGAUGGAUAUCUUUGGGCACUCAGGCGGCCAUGUUGCGGGGAGAGAUCGUAAUAGCAGCAAAACCAGUGGAUGUGUCUGGUUGCGCAGCAAAUUACACGUUUCAUGCCUCCCUUACUCCGGAAUCUACUGUAGAAUUUGACAGGUCUGGAACAUUCUUCAUGUACAGAUUAAGCUACUUGUACUAUACGUUUGUUGGGAUGGUAGUAUGCAUCGUCACUGGCGCUCUUGUGUCAUACUUCACUCAGCCAAAUGAUUCUUCAAUGAUCCAUCGUGACCUCCUGACUCCAGUUAUCCAUCGCUGGUUACCUCCCCAAAGUAUCCACUGCCGCAGACCACGCCUCACACAGCAUGACAUCGAUUUACACGCGAGGGAGAUGGAACUAUUGCAUCUUCGUACAGCAUAUUUGAAGGAUGACAACAGUAUUGAUGGCGAACUUCUCUCUCCAAGAAAUAAUAUUUAUAGUUGAUAAUUUUAAUUUUUUAUU
Molecule: messenger RNA, 1862 nt
Organism: Nymphalis io (European peacock)
Lineage: Eukaryota; Metazoa; Arthropoda; Insecta; Lepidoptera; Nymphalidae
Product: sodium-coupled monocarboxylate transporter 1-like
Exons: 13
Coding region: 24-1844 (606 amino acids)
Biological process (GO): sodium ion transport; transmembrane transport
Cellular component (GO): membrane
Molecular function (GO): symporter activity
Source: RefSeq, a predicted model, not a curated record